AUGGCAAGCCAUUCUACAUUUGAAUCGGGAAUUUAUAUUCCAUCUUUUGCUGCAAUGAUGUUGAUUGCUGCACUGGUGACAGUUGGGGUUUCAUUAAUCACUCUGUUGAUUACAUUGCUCGUAAUGCUAAAAUCCUGUGAAAGUAGGAGUGCCGGUGUUGUCGAGGUGUGGAAAUCUAGUGAUGAUUACAGUUAUUGCAAACUUUUUGCUCUUCAUGCGGAGCUCAAUCGCUUGGACAUAGAUUCUUUCCCUGCAAUUUGCAAGGAUGUUGCUGUACAGUACAUUAAACAAGGUCAAUACAUGAGAGAUUUGAAUAUCACAGUGGGGAUUGCUGAGAGGUACUUAGGCACUGUAAAACCAUCACAUGAUGGCCUAGACGUGGUGUUAAUGGACAUAGAUGACUUAUUUCUCUCAGAGUUUUAUUAUACUGAUGAUGGACUGUUGGCCAGAUUCAAUCUGUAUGGAUGUAAAGAUUGUAGUAAAGAGGCAACAAAUCUGAAACGUGUGUCCUUUGUAGAACUGUACAUGAAAAUUCGAGCUGCUGGAUGGCCAUUGGCUUUGUUAUCAAGGAAGCCUGAGAAACUACGGAAUACCACCGUAGAACAACUUAUUUCAGCUGGAUGUAGUGGUUGGUCUUCAUUAAUUAUGAGAUCAGACGAUGAAAUGCCAAUGGAUAGUUGUGAAUAUUUUACCAGAAGAAGAGGUGUGAUGCAAAGUGAAGGUUUCCAUAUCACGGCUGUGAUUAGCAGCCAGAUGGAUGCUUUAACAGGCCCAUAUCUAGGAAAGCGCAUUUUCAAGUUUCCAAACCCGAUUUAUUACAACACAGGGCACCCUAUGGAAAGCAGAAAUCUCCCACAAUAG
Ilex paraguariensis (yerba mate) is the source of this 861-nucleotide messenger RNA. NCBI's taxonomy places the organism in Eukaryota, Viridiplantae, Streptophyta, Magnoliopsida, Aquifoliales, Aquifoliaceae. The record is from the annotation of a GenBank genome assembly.